Molecule: messenger RNA, 1331 nt
Organism: Candidula unifasciata
Lineage: Eukaryota; Metazoa; Mollusca; Gastropoda; Stylommatophora; Geomitridae
Source: the annotation of a GenBank genome assembly
AUAGCCAAGUAUCAAGGAUGCUCUUUGAGUUCCUACUGCCCAUGAUUUGUUGGUCGGCUAUGUUUAUCCUGCUAGACUCAUAUUUACUUAGGCGAUUCGUCUGUGCCUUAAAAAGGCAUUCGUUGGACAGUGUUUUAAAACGAGUUAUCAAUGUACGAACGGAAUACAAACAUCGUAGUGGAAAAUCGGUCAAAGAAAAACUUGAAGAAAAUACUAAUAUCCAUGAGAAAGAAAAUCUGGCCCAGCCGGGUAGACCGCAGGAGCGCACUGAGAAGAAAAAAGACUGCGUAGUCCUAAAGAACAUCGUCAAACGUUAUGGCAAGAAAAUCGUUAUAAAUAACAUCUCAGUGGCUGUUUCUCAGGGGGAAUGUUUCUGUUUUCUGGGCAGGGAAAAAUCUGGCAAAUCCACGAUACUCAAUAUUCUGACGGGACACACAUGUCCAACAAGUGGGGAGAUUCUCAUUGGUACUCAAACAAUUAUGGCGGCCGUCAGUGCACAUAUUAGAAUAGGCUACUGUCCGCAGACGAUUGCCCUCUUGGAUGGGUUAACAGGCAGAGACACCUUACUGUUGUUUGGGCGGCUGAGAGGAAUACCUAACACGUUUUUAAAUGCUGUCACCCAGAAUCUUAUCGACGAGUUCAGAAUACUAAACCCGGACAGGACAUGUACAGGAUACAGCUUCAGCAAUAGGAAAAAACUCAGCAUCGCCGCCUCCCUCAUCGGGGCUCCUCAUAUUGUAGUUUUAGAUGAGCCAACUUUUGACCUGGAUUACCUAGAUAAGAAAAUAGUUUGGCAGUUUUUAUCUGAUGUUCAAAACGAUCACCGAACUGUUGUUGUGGCUACUUCAAGUGCCGAUGAAUGUGAAAUUGUCUGUGGCAAGAGUUCUAAUAUGACAAUACUGAACGACGGAAAACUGGCAUGUCUCUCUUCCCCAUCGGUGCUCAUGAAAAAUUACGGAUCAGGAUAUACAGUUACUGUUCGAUUCAGAACUGACGAUGACGGAAAAUUAAUAUCCCAGAUGCCUUUUUUAAAUUCUGCUGUCGAAGUAUUUACGGAUAUCGAGAUUAUCUCAGACAAGGACGUGUGCCGCCUUCAUUUAUUAAAUAACAAGCUCAAUCUUGGGAAACUGUUUGCCUUGUUGGAAGAUGGUAUCAGCUAUUAUAAUGUCGCCGAUUAUUCUGUACAGAAGACUUCCCUUGCGCACAUCUUGUAUUCAAUGUCAAUAUGCCCUGAAGAAGAGUACAUUGAAAUACCCCCAGGAAUUUCAUCUUCAUUCGACGUAUGGCCACCGCAAGCUUCUAAUCAACGGUUUGAAUCAUCUGUGAAUUAG